This is a messenger RNA of Cavenderia fasciculata, 2511 nucleotides long. RefSeq lists its product as uncharacterized. Bases 1 to 2511 code for a protein of 836 amino acids. NCBI's taxonomy places the organism in Eukaryota, Evosea, Eumycetozoa, Acytosteliales, Cavenderiaceae. The record is from RefSeq and is a predicted model, not a curated record. The transcript is spliced from 3 exons.
AUGGAGGUUCCAACAACACUGGAAUAUUUAUCAAAGCUAAAGAUGUUUCAACUAAAGGCGAUCAUCCAAGACAAGAUGUCAGCUAAAGAGUUUGCAAAGUUGAAAAUGCCAAAGUCAAAGGCUAUGCUCAUCAACAUCAUCGAGAAACAUGGACUUGUUAAAUCAAAGAAAAUCAUUCAAAAGAAGAAACCUGCUCCUGUGGUCAUCAAUGUGGAUACUAGUGAUAGUGAUAGUGAUAGUGAUGAGGAAAAACAAAACAAAUCAAAGAAUGAUGAUGAUGAUGGCACAUCAUCAUCUGAAGAAGACGACGACAAACCAAUUCAAAGAAAGAGAGUGACAAUAUUACCAAAAUCAGCAACUGCAAAGAAAAGACCAUUGGUUAAAAAGCAACAACAACCUCAACCACAAUCAGAUUCAUCAGACGAGGAAGAAGAAGAGGAGAAACCAAAAAAGAAACAAGUUCCAACAACUACAUCUAAAACAACCAUCACCAAGAAACAACCAACCAAAAAGGAGACAACACCACCAACAUCAGAUGAAGAGGAAGAGGAGGAAAAGAAAGAGGAGGAAGAAGAACCAAAAGUGACAAGAGAAAUGUUGGAAAAUAUGACUGUGAUUACUCUCAAAGCCAAGUAUUACAAAGGUGUCCCAAGCACAAAGAUACCACCAAGAAAAGCACUCAUGGUUGAACAUAUUUGUAAACAACUUGGAAUUGACAAGGAUGAUCAAGAAGAUGAAUCAGAAUCAGAAUCAGAGUCUGAAUCACAACAAUCAGAUACUGAAUCUGAAUCAGCAUCUGCAUCUGGAUCAGUGUCUAUUGGAUCAGACCCUGAAUCAGAGUCAGAGUCUGAACAAGUCCAACCAAAAGUAGUCAUCUUUGACGAAAGUGAUGAAUUGCCAACCAACAUUAGUCAACUUCAAAUUGGUGAUGAAGAAGAAGAGGAUGAUAGUGAAACAACUGAAGAGGAAUUGGAUAUUCAACAAGAGGUAGUGGUCGUGGAAAAUAUUUCCCAAAAAGAAAUUGUACAAACACCUCAAAAGAUGGAACAUCAACAACAAGUGGAAGAAUCAGAGGAAUCUGAAAAAGGAGAGGGAGAAUUAUCAGAUGAUGAAUCAUCAACAACAAAGAAUAUAAAGAGACAAAAGAAACAUGAAAAGACACCAUCAAAGAUAAUGUCAGUCAUUACAAAGACUGCAACACCUUUGAAACCACGUGGUGAUGAAGAUGUUAGAAAGAAAUUGGAGCAUUUAGUCAUUGCUGAUAAUCAUCAACAACAACAGACUACUCAAGCAGCUAACUACUUGUUACCAAUCGAUCCAAAUCAAAUACAUCAAGGUACUUUACCAAGGGAUUUGGAAGACAAGAUAUUGUUAAUGUUGCUUCAAGACACUAAUAAUAGAAGGGGGCGUGGAGGUAGAUUUGUGGCGUACCAUUCGUUUAUGUGGAGUUUGGCAUUGGUCAGUCGCCAAUGGUUCAACACAGUGUCGAGUACCAUCACUCAUCUCGACUAUACACCUGCCAUCCCACUGCCAUAUGUCAGACGUGCCAUUGGAGGUGAAGCUGCUGAAAACAUGCGUUGUCAACUGGUCAAGCGUAUCGAGUCGGUAGAUCUCAGGGCAUUCCUUCCCCACAACGAGGUCGACACCAAGACCAAGUUUUUGUCACUCGUAGAGCUUGGUUCAGACGAUGAAGGUGAUUCGUCAGAUGAAGAGGAUGACUAUGAAGAUGAAGAAGAAGAAGAAGAUAGUGACAGUGACGACGAGUACUAUUAUGAGGUACAAGACGAUGAUGAAGUCAACUCGGAAUUACAUAAAGAUAUUCAAGAUGACUCUGACAAUGAAGAAGAUGAAGAAGAGAUGGCAGCUAGAAUUAAAAAGGAAAAAUACAUUGCCGAAAACAAGUCCAUCAAGAAACUGGCCAUCAACAAUCUCGGUGCUGAUCCCAAAGGUGAUGACACUUAUGUUCGUUGCAUCUCUGCCACCGUCUUUGACUCUGUCUUUUUCGCCAACCGUACCAUCACUACACUCUCUAUCAACGUCUCUUAUAUCACUCCAAAGUUUUUCGACUCUUUUAAAACAAAUGUUGAAAAUUAUAACAAAUCUCUUAAAUCUUUGGAACUUAUUGGUUUAGUUGGAAAAGAAUUACUUGUUAAAUUAUUUGAAAUGGUUGAAACGAAUCCAGUCAAUUUGGUAGAGUUGAAUUUCUCGACUGAUCCACAAACCAACCUUUCAGAUUUAAAGUAUACUAUGGAAUUGGCAUUUACAGGUAAUACCAAUCUAAAGACAUUGUGUAUGGGUGGAGGAAACCAAGAGUUUUAUCAACCAAUCAUUGAAGGUGUAUCAUGUAGUGAUUCCAUCACAUCACUCUACAUUAACAAAUAUUUUAUCGAAUAUUUGCCAACACUAGAGUUUAUGCAAGAAUAUCUUAAAACUACAAAGACACUUCAAUAUUUGAACAAACAUCAUAUUCGUGAUAUUCCAAAUUUCCCAAAAUCUAAAUCAUCUCUAUAA